GUGCGGGUAUUGUUCGCGAAGAACUGUCAGUUCCCUUCGAUUUGCUUGAGCGUCGUGCGCGAUAAGGCAAAGGGCGCGACAAUCGCGAGGGGCCGAUACAAACGUAGUACGGGGAAGUUUGCUUUGCUCAUUAUCGGUGACCGUAAAGCGAUAAUCCGCGUGUGCGGGCGCCGGCGGCGUCGCGUCAGUGCGGUCGCGUUGCCCCUACCCGCCGCGCCCGCGCGCGUCUUCCUCGCGAAACGAUCAAUAAGGAACAAUGGAUCGCCGGGGCGGCCGCGGCCGGCGGUCCAGAGCCUCCAGUGUUUGACCGCGAGUGUGUGUAACAGUGGGCAUGUCAUCGUUCAGUUUCCCGCCGGAGAGCUACUCGGCGGUGUACGAUGGGAAGAGCGAAGCUAACGGCACAGCAACCAUCGUUGAGGUCCUCGAAGAGUCGAGUCCGACUUCAGCGCGAUCCAGUUCUACUUCACUCUUCAGCUGCUUUCACUGUGCGAUCCCGAAACAAAUCAAAGGCAUACGCAAACAGAAAAACGAAGCCGAAUAUAAGGUAGCUGUGCCUGGCAAAGAUGAAGACCGCUGGCGUGGCAAGGAGGACGGCGCGCUGUUCAAGCGCUGGCGCCGCUCCUCGCCUGAAGCCGCGCCUCCUGUCGCCCCCGCACAGCCAUCGGAGCUCCUCAAGUUUCUGGCUAUUAACGCGCUCGAGCUAUCAGCCCCGGCAUCAGACGCUUUGCUGAAGUCCCGUUCCUCGGAAUGGUUCCAGCUGGCGGGGCACCCCGGGUCGCUGGCGCCCGCCGGGCCCGGCACGGUGUGGAAGCGGCGCUCGCCCGGCGACCACCCGCACCACAACCCCGAGCGCGACGCCUACGAGGCGCUCGCCGCCUGCCCGCACAUGCGCGCCGCCAUCCCGCGCUACUACCGCGAGCUCGAGUACGGCGGCGAGAGUUUCAUCGAGCUCCAGGACCUCCUGCACGGCUUCCGCGACCCCCACGUCAUGGACGUCAAGAUGGGAACCCGCACCUUCCUCGAGGACGAGGUCAGCAACGCAAGGGCCCGCGCCGACCUUUACGAGAAAAUGGUCCGCCUGGACCCCAACGCGCCCACCGAGGCGGAGCACGCGGCGCGCGCCGUCACCAAGCUGCGCUACAUGCAGUUCCGCGAGCAGCGCUCCUCCUCCGCCGAACAGGGUUUCCGCAUCGAAGCCGUCAAGCUCCCGGGCGAACCGCCCCUCACGGACCUGCAAAACGUGCGCGAGCCCGACCAGGUGGCGGCCACCGUGGCGCGGUUCCUGGGCAAGAACGACCGCGCUCGACGCGCCAUCGCUUCUCGCCUCCGUGAAAUCAGAGACCUGUUUGAACGCUCAGAUUUCUUCAAGAAACAUGAGAUCGUCGGAAGCAGCAUUUUCAUUAUUUAUGACGAGGAACGCGCCGGAGCGUGGUUGAUCGACUUCGCUAAGACUAGAAGCGUGCCCGAAGGCGCGGAAGUGACCCACCGCGCGCCUUGGGAGCAAGGCAACCACGAGGAAGGCUUUCUUUACGGAUUGGAUAGACUGAUAGACAUAAUAGAGACGGCCGACUUGCCGGCGCGCGACGACGCGGCGGCGGAGCCCGACGUGUCUCGUUGAACGGCCGGCGGGAGGACCCUGGACUCGCCUCGCGACGACAGUCGCUCGCUCACAUGAGCCCGCGUGCCGCGUUCCAAGCGCUCGAGGUGCCACAAGGAGGAGCACACAAAACUAUAUGCUAUUUGUGAAUAUGAGAGAAUUGCGAUUUAUACUUCAUCCAGUCCGUUUUGUAUGGAUAUAAAAAAGCUUAUCUUUUAAA
Messenger RNA from Leguminivora glycinivorella, 1817 nucleotides. It is a transcript of the gene IP3K1, whose product is annotated as inositol-trisphosphate 3-kinase homolog. Gene Ontology annotation, cellular component: cytoplasm; nucleus. Gene Ontology annotation, molecular function: inositol-1,4,5-trisphosphate 3-kinase activity; inositol tetrakisphosphate kinase activity. The transcript has 5 exons. The record is from RefSeq and is a predicted model, not a curated record. NCBI's taxonomy places the organism in Eukaryota, Metazoa, Arthropoda, Insecta, Lepidoptera, Tortricidae. The coding region runs from base 332 to 1618 and encodes 428 amino acids. Gene Ontology annotation, biological process: inositol phosphate biosynthetic process.